AUGGGAGAUGUAGAUUUGACCGGCAAUGGCAUCGUCAGCCUCGAUUAUGACUCUCGGGGUUACAUGUCUGCCCAGACUUGGUCCGUGACGGUGGACCAUCGACCGACUCAGCAGCACCACCAUCACCAGUACCAUCAGCAUCAACACAACCACAAUCAUCACCGUUCCGAUGGCAGUAGAGAUAUCUCACCCUUACAAACCAGCGGUCACGGCUUCGACACUACCACCAUAGCUCAUGACCCUAAUUUCAUCAGCGACUGGCAGUUUCAAAAUAUACCGGCCCACCACCUACCCUAUUCACAAGCUGAGACCUCGUCUGCUUCCCAGUUCAGCUCCAGCUACACCAUUUCCCUCCAGGCUUCUCCAAUCGGUCUCAUGCCCAGUGCUACCCAGGCCCAACUAGACUCCAGCCUGCUGGACGCUUCCUAUCAGAUGCCUUUCUCCGCACCCCCAGGAGAUCUGAUGCCCUUCAGCUUCCACGACCUUCACACGGAUCUUAUGCCAUUUCCCACCAUGGAUGGACUGCCAGAAUUGCCUUAUACUUCCCAAAGUAUCCCUGGUAGCAGUUCUCCAACAGACACUUUCUUGGAAGUGCGCUCUUUAACCAGCGCAAGCAGCGAUAAUGGCUGGACAGCCAUCGAACAUCGCCGCUCUGUCGACUCGCCCUAUCAUGAACAAGGCUUUUUUAUCAAUCCCAACCAGACUCUUCAUAAUAGAAGUUUGUCUGACUCGUCGUAUUCCGAUUUGGAUCCUCACAACCCAAGAAAUUCCUUUGGUAGUUUUACGACAGACCUUUCGCACCCGAUCAUCAAUUCCCCAAGUUCCGAAUCGAACCUUGAGGUGGAGUAUAACGCCAUUAAUCGUAGAUUGUCAUGUGACCAGCGCUCUCAUGGUACAUCUUCUCCGGUUGCCGUGAGUCCCGUCGCAAUCCUAAGGCCCAUACCAGUCAAGGAAGUUUCAUCCCCAACCCGAUCUCCAACGUCACAGAAAUCGUCUUCUCCACCAAAUAGAAAAUCAUCCCGCAAGAGUCCCAUUGCUGCGAAGACCUCAGAGACUAAAGUGCGAAAACAGUCUCAAUCUGGAAAACCCGAGACCGAGAAGCGCGUGGGAAAGCGAAAGGGUCCACUUAAGCCUGACCAGCGGAAACAGGCCAGUGAGAUACGUAAACUGCGGGCAUGUCUGCGAUGCAAGUUCCUCAAGAAGACGUGUGACAAAGGAGAGCCGUGUGCAGGAUGUCAGCCAUCGCACGCCAGGCUUUGGCAAGUUCCUUGUACUCGCAUCGAUAUUAAAGAAAUCGGCUACUUCACGAAGGACUGGAAGGCCGAUUAUGAACGUCACGUCACCCUAGGUUUCUCAGUGGGCAACAUCAAAGGCUUUUCCGAUGUCGAGCGCACGCUCUUCGUUACCCAUGGAUACGGCCAAAUCCUUCCCGUAACCGCUCGCGAAGUCUAUGUUCGCGAUGAGCAGUGUUUCAAUGUUGAUUGGGUGGAAUCAAUGCAGCGGGACCCUAACCAUUUCGAGCUCGCUACCGCAAAACUGUCUGCUGGAAUGGAAGGAAUCACUCCUGCAAUGCUUUCGGAUUACCUUGAUAGACACAUUGAUGGGAACGGUAGUUUCGAAAAAUUCGUAGAUGACUACUUUACGGGGACGCCAUUCUUAACGCAAAUGCUCAAGAGUGCGUUCCGAUAUUAUUUCCGAACAAAGCUUUCCGUCAUCCGAAAGGCGCUAAAGCUUAUUCUCGCAUACAAUCUCACGCUGCAUGUUACGAUGGUCGAGGGCCUAGGCGAGCUCGAGGAGUUUACUGGUAGGGUUGAAGAUGAGACUUCAAGAUACAAUGGGAAAGUCAUGGCACCCGUUAUGAUUAAUUUCCAGAUAAAGUGUGGCUUGGCUACGAUUUGGCGCGACUUGCAAAAGGAUGUGCUUGAGGAAUUAUCAGCUCUCUACUCCAGCGUUUACAGUGGUGACAAGCUAAAAAACUGGCCAACUAUUUUCCUCCUCGCCUCUAUUUUGCUUGCGGUGUGGGAGGAGAUGCAGUUUGAUUGUCACUAUCGUGUUCCCGAUGCUGCUGCUGUUGACAAAUUCUGCACCGAUAUGGAAACCACCCCGGUUGGAGUGAUCGUCGGUCUCUUCCAAGCAAUCUCUCAGAAAUUGCCCGCGUUCACCGAAUGGGAUUCCCACAAGCAUCACCACCUCCUUGGCUCAAACGCCGAUGUCUGUAAUACAAUGACAGAAGUUCGUCAGCAUGUUACUCAAUACGAGUCCUAUCUCCGCGGACGCAGCAAAUCUACCUUCGACCGGAACGACUUUGACUGUUUAUCCAACAAAUUUAUAUCAAGACUCGUUAUCCGAUCGAACUAG
Paracoccidioides lutzii Pb01 is the source of this 2358-nucleotide messenger RNA. RefSeq lists its product as hypothetical. Gene Ontology annotation, biological process: regulation of DNA-templated transcription. The record is from RefSeq and is a predicted model, not a curated record. The transcript is spliced from 4 exons. Gene Ontology annotation, molecular function: DNA-binding transcription factor activity, RNA polymerase II-specific; zinc ion binding. The coding region runs from base 1 to 2358 and encodes 785 amino acids.